Molecule: messenger RNA, 1376 nt
Organism: Protopterus annectens (West African lungfish)
Lineage: Eukaryota; Metazoa; Chordata; Ceratodontiformes; Protopteridae
Gene: EIF3M
Product: eukaryotic translation initiation factor 3 subunit M
Exons: 11
Coding region: 89-1210 (373 amino acids)
Biological process (GO): cytoplasmic translational initiation
Cellular component (GO): cytoplasm; eukaryotic translation initiation factor 3 complex
Molecular function (GO): translation initiation factor activity
Source: RefSeq, a predicted model, not a curated record
CGGAAGUUGUUUUUGUGCGCCUGCCUCCUAAAAUUCCUUUUUCCUGCUGCUCUAGAUAGGAGUAACGUGUUUUGCCUAAUUCAGAAAAAUGAGUGUCCCGGCUUUUAUCGAUAUUACUGAAGAAGAUCAGGCUGCUGAACUAAGGGCUUACUUCAAAUCUAAGGGUGCUGAAAUAUCAGAAGAAAAUUCUGAAAAUGGACUUCAUAUUGAUCUGGCUCACAUAAUUGAAGUUUGUGAUGUGUGCUUAUCAGAGGAUGACAAAGAUAUCGAGUGUGUGAUGAACAGCAUAAUCUCAUUGCUUCUUAUCUUGGAGCCAGACAAACAGGAAGGUUUGAUAGAGAAUUUAUGUGAGAAGCUGGUGAAAUUUCGAGAAGGGGAGCGUCCAUCUCUGAGGUUACAAUUGUUGAGCAAUCUUUUCUAUGGCAUGGAAAAUACUCCAGUCAGAUAUACAGUUUACUGUAGUCUCAUCAAAGUAGCAUCAUCCUGCAAUGCUACACAGUACAUCCCAAGUGAUCUAGAACAAAUUCGAAAGUGGAUUUCUGACUGGGGACUCAGCACAGAUAAAAAACACACACUUCUAAGAUUGCUGUAUGAAGCACUUGUUGACAGCAAAAGGAGUGAGACUGCAGCGAAAAUAAUGGUUGAAUUGCUAGGAAGUUACACUGAAGACAAUGCCUCACAGGCUCGAGUUGACGCUCAUAGGUGCAUUGUGCGAGCCUUGAAAGAUCCAAAUACAUUCCUUUUUGACCAUCUCCUUGCUUUAAAACCAGUUAGGUUCUUGGAGGGAGAGCUUAUUCAUGAUCUUCUGACUAUCUUUGUGAGUGCCAAACUUGCAGCAUAUAUCAAGUUCUACCAAAACAACAAAGAUUUCAUUGAUUCUCUUGGCUUGUCUCACGAGCAAAAUAUGGCAAAAAUGAGGCUUCUUACUUUCAUGGGAAUGGCUGUAGAACACAAAGAAAUUUCAUUUGACACAAUACAGCAAGAGCUUCAGAUUGGUGCAGAUGAUGUGGAAGCCUUUGUCAUUGACGCUGUCAAAACAAAAAUGGUGCACUGCAAGAUCGAUCAAACUCAGCGUAAAGUGGUGGUGAGCCACAGCACACACAGAACAUUUGGAAAGCAACAAUGGCAGCAACUCUAUGACAGCUUAAACUCAUGGAAGCAAAAUUUAAAUCAAGUGAAAAACAGACUUAUCAGCAUUUCAGGUUCUUAAAUGGAAACCACACAGCUGCUGAAAAAUAUUAAUGAUUUACAACUAGCAGACCAUUUGUAAAGCAAGACUUGUAUUUUGACAGUAUCCAGUUCUGCAGAAAAAAAAAUCAUAUUUUGAGCAUACCAUCUGAUGUUGACCAUAAUAAAAACUGCAAAUUGCAGCUGAA